Messenger RNA from Phalaenopsis equestris, 1284 nucleotides. RefSeq names its product pentatricopeptide repeat-containing protein At1g05600-like. Bases 119 to 1060 code for a protein of 313 amino acids. Gene Ontology annotation, molecular function: protein binding. The record is from RefSeq and is a predicted model, not a curated record. Lineage: Eukaryota; Viridiplantae; Streptophyta; Magnoliopsida; Asparagales; Orchidaceae. The transcript is spliced from 2 exons.
UCUCAACCUCCUCAUCGAUGUAGCAUGCCGCCUCCGCCGUCCCGAUCUCGCUCUCCACGCCUUCGCUGCCAUUCGAGAGCUCUGCUGCUACCCCGAUCGCAACACCUACCGUAUCCUCAUGAAGGGCCUCUGCGAAGCCGGCCGGCUCGACGACGCCGUGCACCUCCUCUACUCCAUGUUGUGGAGGAUCUCUCGAAAGGGCUGCGACGCUGACGUCGUCGUCUACCGCACGCUCCUUGAGUCCCUCUGCGCCGCAGGAAGGGUCGAAUUGGCGGAGGAGAUACUUGGCAAGGUGCUGAAGAAGGGGCUCAGGUCGCCGCGAGCGAGACAAGCGUUCCAAAGGCCGGUUCUUUCCAUCGCGGCUAACCUGGAGGAGAUGAAGAGGAUAAUUGACGAGGCGCUUGUGGUGCGUGGGAUUAGAAGCCUCGCGAGCUAUGAUGCCAUGAUAACAGAUUUGUAUGCGGAGAGUGAGUUUACUCACGCUGGUAAGAUGCUUGAUGAAAUGACACAGAAGGGAUUUAGACCGCCGAUAUCCAUCUAUGAGGCAAAGAUAGCUGCGCUUUGCAGGGAAGGGAGGGUGGAGGAUGGAAUGAGAGUGUUGGAGGUGGAAAUUGUGGAGAGUGGAUGUGUGCCUACGGUGAGAUCCUAUAACCUGGUGAUGGAGGGGCUUUGCAUGAAAGGGGAAUCGACAAGAGCAAUGGGUUAUCUGGAUAGAAUGGAUAAACAGCUUGGUUGUGUUGCCCCGAAACAGUCAUAUGAGAUUCUGGUGACUGGUUUCUGCGCUGAAGGACUUUAUCUUGAGGCGGCUCAUGUCUUGGAGAAGAUGCACAAGAGGAAAUAUUGGCCCGAGUGUACAAUUUUUGUUAGUGUGAUUCAAGGACUCUGCUCCAUUGGAACUAUGUAUGAAGCCCUAUUAUGGCUUGAGGAAAUGAUCAGCCAAGGAAAGAUUCCGGUGGCUUCUAUGUGGAGCUCAUUGGUAUCUAUGCUGUUUGGUGCGCCAAAGAUUGAAAAUGAUCCAUACAUGGCUUCUCUGCUGCAUGAUUUAUUAGCCGUUGAUUGAAGAACUUUUUUAUGCUGGUUUUCAGGUGGUUCGCUGCCUGCAAUUUCGGUAGCAAAUCAGACCUCUACACCUGUCCCAUAAGUAUAACUACCUCAGAAAGUUGGUUACAUAAUAUCUGUUCAUAUAUAUGCAUUUACAACAGUGUAAGGAGACGGGACAGAAAAUGAACUUCCUCACCUAUCUUUUAUUCUUCGGUGUUCCUUUUAUCUCUAAGCUUGCAGGUU